AUGCGAUCAAAGAGAACGAAUCAGGGGAAAAUGAAAAUGAAAAGGGAAAACUCUAAAAGUAAAAACAACGGAAAAAUCGAGAAAAUAAAAAGAGAAAAAUCGAUCAUACCUUUGGAAUUCGAGGGCUUGGAGGAGAAGAAGAGGGAGGAGCUUGCCGUCGCCCAUGUUUGCUGGAGCUUGAAGGUGAACAGAGAGAUCCACAAUGAUUCGAAGAAGAACAAGAAAGAGAAGAAGGAGCCAGAUCUCAGUGAAAAUUUGGGGUUGCAGGAUGAAACUCGUGAUAAACUUGGUGCAGAGUUCCACAAGAAGUUGGAUUUGAAAGAUGAGGAUGAAAGGGUAGCUGAAAAUGAGAAGAAAGAUUCGGACUUUGUAGCUGGUAGUGAGGAAUUGGGUGAUGAAGGUGGUUAUACCCCGGAAAUAGGUGAAGCACAAGAGAGUGAUGAUAAUGAUGGUUGGGAUGAUGAUGAGGGUUAUGGCUGGAAUAAGAAUGUGAAAGAGAGUGAGAUUGAUAAGGUAAGUGGAGAUUUUGAUGUUGAUGGUGAUAGUAAUGGUGAUGAUGAAGUUCAAGUUGAAGGUGAUGAAGAAGUGGAGAAGAAGAAAGAUAGAAGCAGUGGUAGAGUUUAA
Molecule: messenger RNA, 624 nt
Organism: Arachis ipaensis
Lineage: Eukaryota; Viridiplantae; Streptophyta; Magnoliopsida; Fabales; Fabaceae
Source: RefSeq, a predicted model, not a curated record